Messenger RNA from Apis cerana (Asiatic honeybee), 1817 nucleotides. It is a transcript of the gene betaggt-II, whose product is annotated as geranylgeranyl transferase type-2 subunit beta. Lineage: Eukaryota; Metazoa; Arthropoda; Insecta; Hymenoptera; Apidae. The record is from RefSeq and is a predicted model, not a curated record. Gene Ontology annotation, biological process: protein geranylgeranylation. Gene Ontology annotation, cellular component: Rab-protein geranylgeranyltransferase complex. Gene Ontology annotation, molecular function: Rab geranylgeranyltransferase activity.
UUUUUUCUUUUUUUUUUUAAUGAUAAUUACAUUAAUUUAAUAUUACUAUUACACAAAAUUUUGUAAUGAUUAUCUAUUUCCUUUUCCUUUACUAUUUUUUUAAAAAUUCGCGCCUUUCUGUCUUCAUGAUGGAGAACUUUAAUCUAAUUUUUUAAUUUUGAGGUUAGGUGACCAAAUGAUGAAUAACGUAUGAAUAUUUUUUAUCAAAAAAGUAAUGAGUUCAAAGAGUUUUUACAAAUUUAUUUAAACGAAUGAAAGUUGAUAAAACAUAAUAAUUUAUUCAAAUUUUUUAAUCGCUUUUUAAUAUGCCAGUGUUAAAACAUGAUAUUGAACUUCCAACUUCAGUUCCUGAAUUAUUAUUGGAAAAACAUGCAAACUUUUUACUUUCUUAUGGCACUGAUAAGGAUGAAUAUAUGUAUUGUAUGACAGAGCAUAUGAGAAUGUCUGGAAUGUAUUGGGGUUUAACUGCAUUGGAUCUUAUGGGUAAAUUGGAACAAACAAAUCGAAAUGAAGUAUUGGAAUUUAUUGCUCAGUGUCAAACAGAAAGUGGUGGUAUAGCUGCUAGUUUACAACACGACCCGCAUAUUCUUUAUACUUUGAGUGCAGUUCAAAUAUUAUGUAUAUAUGAUGCAUUGGACACUAUUGAUAUAGAAAAAGUUAUAAAAUAUGUAAAAGAAAGACAACAACCAGAUGGAAGUUUUACUGGUGACAUUUGGGGUGAAAUUGAUAUGAGAUUUUCUUUUUGUGCUGUGGCAACGUUAUCUCUUUUGAAUCGAUUAGAUGCAAUAGAUAUUAACAAGGCAGUUGAAUUUGUAAUGAAAUGUAUGAAUUUUGAUGGUGGUUUUGGAUCAAAGCCUGGAGCUGAAAGCCAUGCUGGUAUGAUUUACUGCUCCAUAGGACUUUUAUCAAUAACUGGUAAUCUUCAUUUAAUAGAUGCAGAUCAAUUAAGUUGGUGGCUUUGUGAAAGACAACUUCCAUCUGGAGGUUUAAAUGGUAGGCCAGAAAAGUUGCCUGAUGUUUGCUAUUCUUGGUGGGUUCUUUCUGCGCUUACAAUUUUAGGACGUCUUCAUUGGGUUAAUAAAGAACAAUUGGUAAAGUUUGUAUUAGCAUGUCAAGAUACGGAAUCAGGAGGAUUUAGUGAUCGUCCAGGCGAUAUUGCUGACCCUUUUCAUACUCUUUUUGGCUUAACUGCGCUUUCCCUUUUAAAUACUGAUUAUCCUUUAAAAAAAAUUAACCCAACAUACUGCAUGCCUGAAUAUGUAAUUCAAAGGUUACAUUUAAAACCUUCAAGGCUCGACCAAAGUAAUUGACGUUUAAUUAUAGAAAAUUUUUUAUUACAUUUAAAUAUUUAUGAAAUACUAUGACAAAAGUAUAAUAUUAAUCUUUUAUAUGAAUUAGUUUCAUUUAUUAUUUUAUUUAAAGAAUUCAAUAUUUUUUAUUUAAUUUUUAAUUUAAUUUUAUUUUUUAUUUACUGAUAUAUUAUAAAAUAAUAAAUAAUAUUAUGUAAUACUUUAAAUAAAAAAAUAAUUUAUUAAUACACAUUAUUUAAUAUAACUAAAACAUAUUGUUAAAUUAAUAAAAUUAAUAAAAAUUUUAUCAUUACUUUUAUCUCAACUUGAAUAUAAUAUAUUACAUUUGUAAUAAAACUUAAAUAUAGUAUGUUACAUCAUGUUACAUUAUAUAAUUAAUUAAUAUUAUGAAAUUUUUGAAAAUUUUAAAUUGUAAUUUAUAUUAUUAUUAAUUUUAUUAUAUUAUUAUUAUUUUUAAUUUGAAUGAAAUAAAAUAAAUAAAAAAUAAAAAUUUAUUUCAAAAAAAAA